GGUAUAUAAGCUGAGGUUGAGGCAGCACCCCAGGGAGGGGCCGGGGGUAUAUAAGCUGAGGACCGUCCAGGGAGCGGCCACUUGCCCGCUCUCUACUCUACUCUACGCAGCCUCAGCUCAACUUCCCGGCAUUAUGAGGCGAGUGUGUGUGUUGAUGGUGGCUCUGGUGGCUCUGGUGGCGGUGACCAUGGCUCGCUCCCCACCCUUCCCUCCUCUCUCCUGCCUCAGGCCUAAGAUAAACAUUCGUGGUUGUGUCAACAACUGCGAGGCUGAGGACAAGCCCGGCUUCUUCUACUGCUGCGACAGCAAAGGUCUCAACCCCGGCACAUGCCCUAAAGUUCACCUGCAGCCGUACGAGAGGAAUGUGCUCUGUGACAGGACCCAAUUCAACUAUCCUAAUCACCUCAACUGCAAGGAUGACUCUGACUGCCAGGUGUUUGAGAAGUGCUGUUACCUCCCUGACAACAACCAGCUCAUCUGCCGUAACUCAGAGGACGCCUAACCAUCACAGCUCGCAGUCCCGGGGCACGAGUAUCAUUACUCUGCUGCUGUAAUGAAUCAGUUAUUGGCAUUAACAACAUCGGUUGAGGUUUAUCUUAAAACCUAUACACAAAUUACCCCAGCUACAAGAUAUGUGUUCCUCUGCUAUUGGCUCCAUAAAUAACUGCUUUAUGGAGAGAUCAGAGUGCAUAAUAAUCUUCACAAUUAAUAAGGCUAUAUUCAAAGUUAGGUAAUAACAAAGGUUCUAUAAACGCCUGCCACACAAUGUGUUACAGGUGCCAGCACUCAUGCACACGUGAUUUAUGACCUGUUCAAACUGUUUAAAUAAUAUUGUUGCUCCUCUCUAUUAUAUAUGUAACUAGUUUACCUUUUAUAAUAAACACUUUAAUGCUAA
This is a messenger RNA of Procambarus clarkii (red swamp crayfish), 895 nucleotides long. RefSeq lists its product as uncharacterized. NCBI's taxonomy places the organism in Eukaryota, Metazoa, Arthropoda, Malacostraca, Decapoda, Cambaridae. Gene Ontology annotation, molecular function: peptidase inhibitor activity. The record is from RefSeq and is a predicted model, not a curated record. Gene Ontology annotation, cellular component: extracellular region.